AUGUAUGGAAGCAAAAUAUAUGAAGAGAAGUUGGAUGCACUCUCGCUUCAGCUCUCGAACACCUCGACACUGGUUGAAAACAGCCUGGAUAUUGCAGCUCCUCAUAAGUUAUUCGAGGGUGGCGAAUACUAUGAUCCUCUAGCCACCUGGACGCCCGAGGAAGAGUCAAAGGUGAAGAUGAAGACUGACGUUAGGCUUCUUGGUUGGCUCUCGGUCAUGUAUUUUGGCAUGCAACUAGAUAGCACAAGUAUGGCCAAUGCUCUCGCUGACAACUUUCUUCACGACCUCGGAUUCGACAUGACAGAAUACGGCAACGGCAUAAUGAUACAUCGAAUCUGCUACUUGAUUGGAGGACUGCCUGGACAGCUCAUUGCGACCAGGUUUGGAUACAGAUAUCUCUUCUCUGGAUUAAUGUGUGCAUGGGGGCUAGUUGCCUGGACUCAAGCGUGGAUGCAAAACGAGGCUGGGUUCUACGUUACCAGAGCCCUGAUCGGCCUAUGCGAAGGUGCUUUCGCACCGUUGACUGUCAUGUGUCUGUCCGGCUUCUACACAAAUAUUGAGUUAGGCUUUCGAAUCGCGAUCCUAAGUUCUGGUAUCAAUAUUGCAAAAGCUUUAUCGUCGUUGAUUGCAGCCGGAAUACUCAACAUGAGAGGUAUUGGUGGCAAGCCAGGUUGGUUCUACUUGCUAUUGAUCAACGGACUCGUGGUUUUCGUGAUCGGUAUUAUCAGUUUACUAUAUCUACCAGCUGGACCAACCAGGACACAGAGUGUCCUUUAUAGGAAGCCUUGGUUUUCUGAGAGGGAGAAAGUGAUCGUGAUCAAUAGACUACUGAGGGAUGAUGUCUCGAAGGGGAAGACGAGUACUAAAGAAAAAACAAGCCUACGUGACAUCUGGAACACUCUGAAGGAUCCGGCUCUCAUCGGAUUCUGGUUCUUGGCUCUGAUAAUCUAUAUGGGAAAAAGCCCAGUUUCACAGUAUCUUGUUCUCAAUCUACGACAGCUUGGGUUUACGAGAUUCGAAAGUACCGUUUUGACCAUACCAUCUGACUUCCUACGCACUGUCACGGUCCUUGCCUUAACCUGGAGCAGUGGCCACUUCAAGGAGAAAGUGUUCCAUUGUAUCAUUCCAGGAUGCAUAGAGAUACCACUAUUUGCUGCACUGUUAAUCUUACCUCCACAUGGCUACUCCUGGGUCAGGUUUGCCAUCAUAACGCUCAUCAUUGGCUCGCCCAGCUCUCAUCCAAUCAUGGCAAGUUGGAUCAGUGUCAAUAGCUUCGACCCCAAGAAACGUGGUAUCACCAUUGCUCUAUUUGGCACAUUUCACGAAAUCGGCAGUAUUGCAGCAGCACAAAUUUACAGAGAUGAUGACAAGCCGUACUACUAUACGGGAAACAAGGUUCUCAUAUCUAUAUGUGCAGUCUCUAUCGUGGGCCUUUUGAUUCAUCGAGAAGUGCUCAAGCACAUCAAUCGCAAGAAACAAAGGGCAUGGGAGAGCUUGAGUGAAGUUGAGCAAAGAGAAUAUUCCAAAAACCAGGAACACAGUAUCGGAAACAAGAGUCUUACCUUCAGAUUCUGCUAUUGA
Molecule: messenger RNA, 1581 nt
Organism: Aureobasidium pullulans EXF-150
Lineage: Eukaryota; Fungi; Ascomycota; Dothideomycetes; Dothideales; Saccotheciaceae
Product: putative MFS transporter
Exons: 10
Coding region: 1-1581 (526 amino acids)
Biological process (GO): transmembrane transport
Cellular component (GO): membrane
Molecular function (GO): transmembrane transporter activity
Source: RefSeq, a predicted model, not a curated record